AUGGAGCAGCAAAUACCACUCAACCACGAGGCAUCGGCCGGCGAUACGAACAUGCAGGUCACGCCCGAAAUGCCCGCCGAGGUGGUCCAGUGUCUCUCCAACGCCAGGUUCCUGCACCUAGCUACGUGCUUCGAAAACAUCCCCCAUGUCUCGCUCAUGAACUACACAUAUCUUCCGUCGUCGCCGUACUCGGGCUCGGAUCCUGUCAUCGUCAUGACCACUAACCCGGCCAGCAAGAAGACGAACAACCUAGUAGCGAACCCAAACGUGUCGCUCCUGGUACACGAUUGGGUCUCGCACCGCCCGUCAACAACGCAGCGGAGACUGUCGGGGGGAUCAUUUCCGGGGCCCGAAAACCCGAGCCCGCUCGCGACGCUGCUCUUCAACCUCAACGCGACUGAGAUGUCGUCUAUCAGUGCCACCAUAACCGGAUCAGCGCGGCUGGUGGACAGCGGCUCCGAAGAGGAGCGCUACUUCCGCGAGAAGCACCUCCAGAAUAACACGUUUGACGCCUCCUCGUCUCUCAAUUUGGUAGGGGACCAGGCACAAGAAGAGGGCGACGGCGGCAGGGGCCAUUUUGUAGCCGGCGAGGAGGUUCGCGUCAUCGUCGUGGCUAUCCGGCACGUCCGUAUUGCGGACUGGAAGGGCUCUGUCCGUGACUGGGUUAUCUCUCCGCCAGCAUCGGCACCGGGCGUGCCCGUAAGUCAGUUACUUAAUGGUAUUCACUAG
Messenger RNA from Lasiosphaeria miniovina, 729 nucleotides. RefSeq lists its product as uncharacterized. Bases 1 to 729 code for a protein of 242 amino acids. The transcript has 2 exons. Gene Ontology annotation, cellular component: nucleus; cytoplasm. The record is from RefSeq and is a predicted model, not a curated record. Lineage: Eukaryota; Fungi; Ascomycota; Sordariomycetes; Sordariales; Lasiosphaeriaceae.